Nezara viridula (southern green stink bug) is the source of this 1438-nucleotide messenger RNA. Lineage: Eukaryota; Metazoa; Arthropoda; Insecta; Hemiptera; Pentatomidae. The record is from the annotation of a GenBank genome assembly.
GUUACAGCCUUGUUAUCUUUUAUCAAAUAUCUGGUACAUUUAAUUUUUAAAUUCGUAGAAUAAACCUUUUAAAGGUACAUCGGUUUAUUUAGAAAACUCUACUGUGAGUGCUAUUUAAUUUCAGCAGCAAAUAAUGGCAUCGGUUGCAGAGCCAUUAACUUUAGCUAGAGAUGUCGCCAGAGCCGUGGAAUUACUGGAGAAACUACAGAAGAGUGGUGAAGUUCCUGUAACAAAAAUAGCUGCUCUCCAGAAAGUGCUUCAGAGUGACUUCCUAAAUGCUGUCCGUGAGGUGUACGAACAUGUCUAUGAAACUGUUGAUGUCCAAGGUUCAGCUGAUGUUAGAGCCUCUGCUACUGCCAAGGCAACUGUUGCUGCAUUUGCAGCCUCCGAAGGUCAUGCUCAUCCUCGUGUUGUAGAAUUACCUAAAACUGAAGAAGGGCUUGGAUUUAAUGUAAUGGGUGGAAAAGAACAAAAUUCUCCAAUUUAUAUUUCAAGGAUCAUACCAGGAGGAGUCGCAGACCGUCAUGGAGGACUUAAAAGAGGAGACCAGCUUUUGUCUGUCAACGGUGUUUCUGUUGAAGGAGAAAAUCAUGAAAAAGCUGUCGAACUUCUGAAGCAGGCUCAGGGAUCUGUAAAACUGGUCGUUCGUUAUACACCAAAGGUCCUUGAGGAAAUGGAAAUGAGGUUUGAUAAACAGAGGGCCGCUAGGCGCAGGAAUCCGUACUAAAUAUUCAAUGAAAUAACAUUUUGUUGUGUAUUAUGUAUUUUACGUUUCAAUUUGGUGCAGAUUCACAAUAUUCAUGCUUAUUGUUUAAUAGGUUUGCUCUCUUUAACAUUUAUUAUUAAUUUUAAUAUUUCCUUUAAUAUUCAUAUUGUUGGUUCAUUACAAAAAAUCAAUAAGUAUACAUUUUUCAUGGAACUAAAUUUUAAAGUUCAUGUUUGUGAAUUUUGAUCAUAUUGAUCGAUGUGAAAUCUUAUCAAAUGGUCAAAUAUUACACAAAUAUCAUUAUAUGUUAAAAACAGAUAAUGUGCAUUAUGAUUAGAUUUGACAUAGGGAAAAUUCAUCAAAGUACUUAGUGAUUUAAAUUUCUGAAAUGUUGCUUAAUGCCUUUUUGCAAUAAACUAACGAUAUCUAUUAAUAUUAAAUUGAUUUGAAAAAAUUAAAUAAAUUUCUUAUUGAAUGAAAUUUAAAAAUUAUGUAGUAAUCUGUUUCAUUAGUUGACUGAUUACAUCAAAGGUUCUCUUUGUUAUCUGUUAAUAUUUUAAUAUUCAGAUCUGAUAUGUAUGUAACAUUUAUUUAUUAUGGAGUUCUGUUUUUCAUUCACAAACCAUUCUUAUUCUGUUUCUACUUUUCAGUUAGUCAACAGAGUUCUUAUUUAUCAGUAUUACUAACAUUAUAUUCUCAGAACUCCUAAUCUUUUUUUUUUUUUUUUUUUUU